Oncorhynchus mykiss (rainbow trout) is the source of this 1853-nucleotide messenger RNA. The record is from RefSeq and is a predicted model, not a curated record. Lineage: Eukaryota; Metazoa; Chordata; Actinopteri; Salmoniformes; Salmonidae.
GGAGGGAGUCGGUGCUGAAGGGUGAAGUAACUUCGCUGUGAGCUCAGUUGAACGGAAGGCGUUGUCUGCCGAAAGAUUAAAGACGAGAAAGGAAGAGUUUGUGUGUGUGUGUGUAGCGGUGUGAGGGAUGCCUCGGCGUAGCCGGGCCCGUGACAACGGGGCUGAGGUGAGCAAGCGAACCCCCCGAGGAAGGAGAAAAGACCCCCAAGUUGAGGAGCCUUCCACACCCACCAGAGAGGCCACAGGAUCUAUGAUGCCACAGGAUCGGUUGCCUAUGAUUGGCUCCUCUGGGAGUAAGCCAGCAGCCAAGCCGACUAUGACAACCCACCAGCGCCCCUCUCAGGCCGCACGGAGGAAGCGCACCCAGACGGGCCAGACCUCCGCCAACCUUCCCCAGGACAGCAUGACCCCGUGGGGCGGACUGUCCCUAUCCGAAUCCUCCUUCACCAGCAUCCCUCCGCCGCCGCCCGCCCCUCUCCCCACACCCCUGCCCCCCCAACUCCCCCGUCACCUGUCGGGGGGUGUCGGUGUCCGGAGCCCUGCCCCCUCACCCCCAGUCACAGCGCCCACAGAGGGGAGCAGGGCUGUGAGGGUGAGGCGCAGGGUGCCCCCCCAGCACAGGCUCCCCCGUGCCCCCCGCUUGCCCCCACUCAGACCCGUCACCAACCUCAGCUUCUCUCGCAGCUUCACCUUCUCCUUCUUUGAGCUGCCGCUGCACCAGUCCCCCCACAGCCGCGCUGAACGCGUCCGAGACCUCAUGCUGCUGCUGAGACAGAUCCAGUACUAACUGACCGCACUACACCGUGACCCAGAGCAGCGACUCAGUACUGACCACAGCAUGGCUAUUAACUAGGACAAUACUUGACCACUCACCGGGACAAUGGUCCAGCUCUGGUUGCAUCACAAUUCCAUCAAGUCCAAGCACUUGCACCGGUGGUCAGGCACGGUCCUUCUGAAAAUGCGGCACUACUGUCCAGUACUGACCGACUUGAUGGCACACCAAGGACCACAACAGGACCAUGGUUAUGUGCAGAUAUUCUGAACCCUUUCUGAUUAACUCAGUCUAGGGAUACUGCUUUUAAAGCACAUUUAUUCUCAGCGUUUGUAUGUUAGUGUGCCCAGUGAUUGGAGUACUAAACAUUUGUGUGUGUGUGUGUGUGUGUGACGUGUUAAGAAUUUGUUUGUUCUUAUUGGCUGUCUGGAUCUGGGGGUGAGGCUUUGAGACAGUGUAGCACGGGUUAAAUGAGGUCAUUUAUCAGAUUAAAACGUAUCAACAAAAAAAUAACAGAUUUAAAAAAAAACAUACCGAGUUAAAACUCUGAAUAAUUGGAUGGUAGAGUUUUAUGUAGCCUGAUAUGCUAAUCAAAGUCUGUCUAAGUUCAUGUUUGUUGCAGUAGUUAUAAUGUGGCAAAUGGUCCCAUUGCCAGUUGGUAAUCAUUCUCUCCCAAGACAUGGUAAUUUAAACAUCUGUAUUUCUCUCUCAAAAUCAUAAGAUUUAUAGCAUUUCGUUUAGUCGUCUUUACACUUUAUAUGAUAUGAAGAAAGUUCAUGUUUGAUCUAAUGUGUCAAUGUUUAUAAUGUAAGGCUGGCAAGAAUUCUCUCCUGAGACUUUUGGGUAGAGCAUUUUUCAACGUCUCCAUUUGUGUCAGAAUUAUUUGGGCGAAUUUGUUUCUAGUCAUUAUGUCACUUUAUAUUCUACAAUGUGAUGUGGCAAAUGGCUAUAAUGCACGGCUCGUUUGAGAGCCUAAGAUGCUUUAUGCAUAUCAGUACAGCAGAAGAAUCAACCCACACCUACAAAAUCAUCAAAAGUGGGGCACACUCAUACUCACACACCUCUAAGCUACUCCACAGAC